AUGGCGGACGUCCCUCUGCUGGUCAUCUCGGAGUACGCUUCUUCCGAGCGUCGCAUCACGCCGUCGUGGACAAUCUUUCAGCUCAAGACCAAGCUCGAGCCCGUCACCGGCAUCCCUCCCUCGUGCCAGAGGCUCAGUCUCAAGCAGUCGUCCGGGGCGGAAAAGAUCCCAAUCGAAGCAGCGGACGAUGAUGCCGUCCAUCUGUCCAGCUUCCCCCUGGCUCCGUAUGCAGAGCUGCAUGUCAUUGACACCCGCCCACCAACAGCCAGGCCCAACUUCACCGAUACUUCAGGCGUGGACAAGUAUGUGAUGCCUGAUGAGGAGUACGAGAAGAAGACGGACUCGGUCCUGAAUUGGAAGAAGACGGAGAAACUUGGCCGAUUUGACCCUACAGCGCCAAGCCGCGAGGAGGCCAAGAUCAAGGCUCUCAAGGACGAAAUCGCCCAGCGCGGCAUCGAAGUUGGCAAGAGAUGCCGCGUCGGUGGAGAGGACACUCGGCGAGGUGUGGUCAAGUACGUUGGUGACGUUGAGGAGAUUCCUAACGGUGCUGGGCCGUGGGUGGGGGUUCAUCUGGACGAGCCUGUGGGGAAGAAUGACGGUAGCAUCGCGGGCAAGCGUUACUGGGGAGAGCCCUCAGAGCUAAAGCAUGGCGUCUUUGUGAGGCCGGACCGGGUUGAGAUUGGAGAUUUUCCGGCUCUGGAUGAUCUUGAAGAUAUGGAAGAGAUCUAA
Molecule: messenger RNA, 729 nt
Organism: Trichoderma citrinoviride
Lineage: Eukaryota; Fungi; Ascomycota; Sordariomycetes; Hypocreales; Hypocreaceae
Product: tubulin cofactor B
Exons: 2
Coding region: 1-729 (242 amino acids)
Biological process (GO): cytoplasmic microtubule organization; post-chaperonin tubulin folding pathway; tubulin complex assembly
Cellular component (GO): microtubule plus-end; cytoplasm; nucleus
Molecular function (GO): microtubule plus-end binding; alpha-tubulin binding
Source: RefSeq, a predicted model, not a curated record